AUGUCUGCCUACACCAUGUUGGCCGAUCAGUCACAGCUGGCUGCUCCGGCAUUCACCACCGCGGAUGCCGUGACACUAGAUCCGUCAUUUGACAACACCUUGUCGGGAGAUUUUAUGAGUUUUGGUCUCACUACCGAAGAAGAGCCCGUCUGGAAUAUGAGCCCGAUAUCACCAUCCUUUGACGAUUGGAACCCCAACAAGACUGCUUUUGUUUCGGCUGCUGCUUUAGAGCGAGACCUCAAACACGCCCAAGUCCGCAACGGCCAACCUACUCCGCCAUUAGACGAAAAACAGCAGCAGACUCUGUCGGGAGAUAUCAUGGCAGUCUUCGACAGCCGAAACUCUUGGGACGACACUCCGACUCCGCCAAGCAGUGAGGGCCGGAGUCGUAAUAGCUCGGCCGACAACAACACCGCCGGGUUUGCCUAUGCAGCUAUGUCGAAGAGGCGCAGACUGCGUGAGCAUAAGCCGUCAAUAGCAACUACGAUCAGCAGCGGAGCAGACUCAGAGGGUGAAGGUCAGGAUCACGCCAAGCGGGAGAAAUUCCUCGAACGGAACAGGCUAGCUGCCAGCAAAUGCCGGCAAAAGAAGAAAGAGCACACCAUGUUGCUCGAGUCCCGGUUCAAAGAACAGUCGGACAAGCGAGAGCGGCUCAACUCGGAGAUCUCACGGCUGCGUGGGGAAGUCUUGGGAUUGAAAAAUGAGGUUCUACGACAUGCUCAAUGCGGUGACGAACCGAUCAAACUUCACCUUGCUCAGAUGGUCAAACAGAUUGCGAGUAAAGAUCGAGAUGACCACACCGAAAGCAGUGAACAGCUGUCUGACACGACGCCCCCAAUCCGCGGAUCUGUCUCGUUUGGAUUUGACGAGGCAUCUUUACCAAUGGACGGUUCUAGUGCACUCGAACAGCAGUUGCGACGAGAGUCGGAAGCAUCGAUUGCUCUGUCUGGCGAAGACGACUUUGAAGACUUGCUCAACGUCGGUUGA
This is a messenger RNA of Talaromyces amestolkiae, 987 nucleotides long. RefSeq lists its product as uncharacterized. Gene Ontology annotation, molecular function: DNA-binding transcription factor activity, RNA polymerase II-specific; RNA polymerase II cis-regulatory region sequence-specific DNA binding. Gene Ontology annotation, biological process: regulation of transcription by RNA polymerase II. NCBI's taxonomy places the organism in Eukaryota, Fungi, Ascomycota, Eurotiomycetes, Eurotiales, Trichocomaceae. Bases 1 to 987 code for a protein of 328 amino acids. The record is from RefSeq and is a predicted model, not a curated record. The transcript has a single exon.